AUGCUGCAUGAAAUACUCCUUUCAUUAUCCGGGCUCCAGUCCCCUAUCUGGAACCAAGAAAGAGAACCCGACAAUGCAGAGGCAGCAGAGGCACGGAGCUUCAACCAAUAUGUCUCACCGCCAGAACGGGCUAUGCUAGACACGUUGGGUCACCUGCACGAUUUACAUAUCAAGAUCCGGGAUGGAGCUGCUCGGUCUGCUACAAACCCCUCCAUGGUUUGUAGAGCAGUGGGUUCUUCGAUAAUUGAUGCACACCUAGGCAGAUUCAUGGAAGAGAUUCUGAAGGUUGAGGCUUUAAUGCUCAAGAAGGAUGCGGGAUUCGUUGGCGCGUACGAUAUUGUUCCUUUGAGCACAGUCGUUGCCGAGUUCGCACCUUGGGCGAGACGAUUGGAAUGGCUAUGGUCCGUGGUACAACGUCUCGAACCGGCCUCCAGACGUGGUAAUAGAACGCGAGCAGCCUCUGGGGCCGCCCUCCUUGCUUUCCUGGAGAGAGAAACACGUACGGGCUAUGCAGACAUUGAAGAUAUGGCUGUCGCUCUUUUGGAGGUUGCGCAGAGGACUUGGAUGCGGACAGCUUCGCUGUGGAUUCUUUCUGGAAAGGUGCCGGCUUAUGGCGUGGAGGACUUCUGCAUAACUGCGAAUCCUACAUCAUCUUCGACAAUGAAUGCCUUCUCCAUCGAUCCAGCGCUGACGCCACCGUUCGUCAAUCCAGGGGCCGCACGUGCCCUACUCUCUGCAGGAAGCGCACUCAAUCAAUUGAGGUCUCAGAAUCUAUCGGCGACAGGCAGUCUCCAAUCUUCCGAGGAUCCGUCGUUGCUUCUGAUGCCCAUUCAUGCUAGAGUGCUUCAAUCACUGAGCUAUCCUCUCGAUCCACUGCUGUUCGAGAAUGUGUUGAGCUCUAUACAUCAAUCGAUCUCCGAAAAUGCGCUUUCACAAAUCCUUCCUCGAACUAUGGUUAUGCAGCUCCUUCAGGUCAUACUACGCUAUAUGCUUCUUGACCAUGGUGAAUUUGCAGUGUCUCUGGUGGCGCAUGCGGAUGAGCGCGUCAGCAACCGCCAGAGCCGAACUGUGGCUCGUCCUGUAAGAAAGACAGGUAAAUUGGAUGAUCUGUCCAUGCAGGAUGUUGAACUCAACGGCAUUCUCAACAAAGCCAUGUCAGACCUCGCCGCACUACAAGCUGACGACGACCUCGAUUACGAUAUUUGGAGCCUAGCGAAAAGGUUGUUGUCUCUCCGACCUGCGGCGGAAACUCCCCAUCGCUCGCGGUUGAUCUCAACGCUACUGCCUACGCCAACAAGUCUCUGUAUUACGAUUCCGCCGUCGUCCCCUCUACAUAUUUUCCUGUCGGCCCAAGAUGCUCAGAUGUAUGCAGUCUUAAAUGCAUAUUUACUCUCUAUACGUCGAGCUGGUCUUCAUUUAUCCGAACUCUGGAAGCUUUCAUACCAUCGACGAUGUUAUCCUGCCCCCGUCGCUCCGCCGAGAUCAUUCUCACGAACCGGGCAAGCCAGUACUGCGAAGAGAAGACUGCGCAAUGCAGAGAGAACUGCAAGGACAAGACGCCACUGGACAUGUGCUAGCAAAGCGCUGUUCAUGAUCAACGAGCUGCAAGCAUACCUUCAGGGUGAGGUGAUACAGUGCAGCUGGACACGUUUCGAAAAAUGGAUUGAAGGCGACGAUACAGGAACAUCAUCAUCGUCCACGAGGUCCUCAAGACCCGGCACGGCAUCAUCUGCAGGUUUGAGUAAAACCACCGGCCUGUCGUAUAUGGGAGACAACAUAACAGACUCUACUCGCCGUCACGGUCUCAACGACCCUCGAGCCCUGGCAGAAGCACACCAUUUGUAUUUGCAGGCUCUGAGUGAAGCGCUCUUCUUCACCGACGACAACUUCACGGGCGCGCUGCAGAGCCUGCUCAGCCGAAUCGAUCACUUGAUUGCUCUUUUCUCUCGCCUGCAGACAGUGUGGGAAAGCCUGGAUCUGCAGGAAGAUGAAGGUGUGUUGGACGCUUUCGCGAAUCACGCCCAGGAUGAGCAGGAGGUUCUGGCGGAGAUGGAUCGUACUAGAGAUGCCAUCGAGGCCACUCUUCUUGAACUUGUGCAGCUCAUCCGGGAAAUAGAGAAGGAGAAGCGAAGUGGCCUGGCCACGAACACUGUCAUCGAGAAAGCGAGCACUCUUGGAUUGGGCGGGACCAAGUUCGUACCCUGGCAGGCGAGAAGCGUAGACAGACUGAUCAUGAAGCUCGAUAGCCUGGCCGGGAGACAAGACGAGGGAAAAGAUGAAACUGGAACUGGUAUUGGCGACUUUUAUGACGACGAAUAG
Messenger RNA from Capronia coronata CBS 617.96, 2319 nucleotides. RefSeq lists its product as uncharacterized. The coding region runs from base 1 to 2319 and encodes 772 amino acids. The record is from RefSeq and is a predicted model, not a curated record. Gene Ontology annotation, cellular component: equatorial microtubule organizing center; centrosome; gamma-tubulin complex. NCBI's taxonomy places the organism in Eukaryota, Fungi, Ascomycota, Eurotiomycetes, Chaetothyriales, Herpotrichiellaceae. Gene Ontology annotation, biological process: meiotic cell cycle; spindle assembly; mitotic cell cycle. Gene Ontology annotation, molecular function: microtubule minus-end binding; gamma-tubulin binding. The transcript has a single exon.